Messenger RNA from Onychostruthus taczanowskii (white-rumped snowfinch), 4603 nucleotides. It is a transcript of the gene HECW1, whose product is annotated as HECT, C2 and WW domain containing E3 ubiquitin protein ligase 1. The transcript has 23 exons. Bases 1 to 4251 code for a protein of 1416 amino acids. The record is from RefSeq and is a predicted model, not a curated record. Gene Ontology annotation, molecular function: ubiquitin-protein transferase activity; protein binding. Lineage: Eukaryota; Metazoa; Chordata; Aves; Passeriformes; Passeridae. Gene Ontology annotation, biological process: regulation of dendrite morphogenesis.
AUGAGCGCCGGACCCGUGCCGCAAGAAGUGGCAGCGGGUAUCACCUGCGCCGGGCGGGGCGGGGCGGGCUGCCCAGCCGCGGGGGCCGGGCCCGCCGGAGGAGCGACAGACGGCCCGUCCCGGGCUGCGGCCACGGACCACGCAUGCCCGGGGAUGGGAGAAAUCGCCUCCCCCUCCGAGAAGCGAGGUCUCAAGUUCACACGAAGGGUUUCACCAGUUGUUCAAUUCAGCUUUGUGUCCCUGCCCACGGAUGUUCUGGAAAUAGAAGUUAAAGACAAAUUUGCAAAGAGCCGACCGAUCAUCAAACGUUUUCUGGGAAAACUCUCCAUGCCGGUUCAGCGCCUCUUGGAAAGACAUGCCAUAGGGGACAGGGUUGUAAGCUACACUCUGGGUCGCAGACUUCCUACAGAUCAUGUCAGUGGCCAGCUGCAGUUCCGAUUUGAGAUAACUUCCUCCAUCCAUCCAGAUGAUGAAGAGGUCUCCAUUAGUGCAGAUCCUGAGCCAGCUGACCUCCCGGAAAGCCCUGUGAACAACCCCACAGAGGAAAGCCUCGGUGAGCCUCCAUGCAUCAACACAGUGACCUCAGAAAGUGCAGCUCCAGAACAGCUAAAUGGAUACAGUUUGAACAGUGUCGAUAGCCCAGGGGCUGUCAAACCACCUGGGGAAGUCGACCAGAACAGCUUAAAUGAAGAGCUAGCAGGAGAUGGGGAGGUUGAUGCGGUGCCAGUUCCUGAGCCCUUGGAAUCCAUCCCAGGAGAAGUGCUGCCUUCUUUGAGUGCUACGGACCUCAUGGAGCAGUUGGAUCUGACGGCUUGCAUGUCUCCUCCUGAGCCCGAAGUUAGGGAAAAUAACAAAGUCAAUUCUGGUAUUCAGGGAGAUGGUGGAGUCUUGACCAGCAUAGAAACAGUAGAUAUUGAUGAGGUGAGUGCAGAUGUGCAUGCUGGCAAAGACCUAGAGAAGAGUCAGGAUGAAGAAGUAGGGGCUUCAGCACAGGAGGAGGAAGACAACAAGCUACAACUGAGGACCACAGCAAAGAGGAAAAAUAGGCCGUGCUCCCUGCCUGUGUCUGAACUUGAGACAGUCAUAGCUUCAGCUUGUGGUGAGCCAGAGACCCCUCGCACACACUACAUACGGAUACACAACCUGCUUCACAGCUUGCCCUCAGCACAGAUGAGCAGCGAUGGGGAAGAAGAGCAAGAUGGUGGUAAUGGCAGGGAGAACGAUGAGGAGUCUACUGUCAAGGAGGUGAUGGAUAAGGAAGUGGUCAGUGAGAGUGAGACCGUGGCAGCAGAGCCUCCUCUGGAAAACGAGGCUGAAGAGAACUUCAGCCAGAGCACGAUGCCUCCUGGGACCUUGGAUGAGCAACUCUCUGACUUGAAUGAUGGGCUGUUGGAUGGGGAACCCCCCAGGACAGGAAGUGAGAGCGAGUCAAGCUCCAGGCCCAAUGGUGACAACGAAUGUGAGGCAUGCGACACCUCUUGCUACAGCCCCUCUUGCUACAGCACCUCCUGUUACAGCACCUCCUGUUACAGCACUUCCUGCUACAGCACCUCCUGCUACGACAGUAACAAUCGCUUCUCCAGCCAUACGCGCUUCUCCUCCGUCGACAGCGCAAAGAUUUCUGAGAGCACGGUCUUUUCCUCACAGGAUGAUGAUGAGGAGGAGAACAGUGCUUUUGAGUCAGUGCCAGAUUCAGUGCAGAGCCCUGAGCUGGACAGGGAGCAAGUGGAUGGCUCCUCCCAGUGGCCAGAUGAACUAGUAGCUCAUGGUGGGAAUCCACAGAGAGCCACAGAGGGUCUAGACGCCCCAGUAGCAGGUCCAAGCAGCAGAAGAGAAGGUGAUUGUCCUUUACUCCAUAAUUCUCAGCCAGUCAGCCAGCUUCCUUCUCUGAGGCCUGACCAUCAUCACUACCCAACUAUCGAUGAGCCUCUUCCACCAAAUUGGGAAGCUCGGAUAGACAGCCAUGGGAGAGUGUUCUACGUGGAUCAUGUCAACCGCACCACCACGUGGCAGCGGCCCACAGCCGCAGCAACACCAGACGGGAUCCACAGGUCUGGCUCCAUCCAGCAAAUGGAGCAGCUGAACCGCCGGUACCAAAACAUCCAGCGAACCAUUGCAACAGAGAGGACUGAAGAUGAUGUUGUGGUAAACAACAGGGUGGAGAGAGUUCCCACUGGAGGAGGAAGUGACUCUGAGGCAGAGCCUUCCCAGCCAAGCCCAGAGAUUAGGAGGGAAGGUUCCCUUUCUCCUGUGAAUUCUCAAAAAAUCACCUUGUUGCUGCAGUCUCCAGCUGUGAAGUUCAUCACCAAUCCUGAGUUCUUCACUGUGCUGCAUGCAAACUAUAGUGCCUAUCGAGUCUUCACCAACAGUACCUGCUUGAAGCACAUGAUUCUGAAAAUUCGUAGAGAUGCUCGUAAUUUUGAGCGGUAUCAGCACAACAGAGACCUAGUAAAUUUCAUCAACAUGUUUGCUGAUACCCGACUGGAGCUUCCUCGUGGCUGGGAGAUAAAAACUGACCAGCAGGGCAAGUCUUUCUUCGUUGACCACAAUAGCCGUGCUACCACCUUCAUAGAUCCCAGGAUCCCGCUGCAGAAUGGGCGUCUCCCAAAUCACCUGACUCACCGCCAACAUCUCCAGCGGCUUCGUAGCUACAGUGCUGGAGAGGCCUCUGAAGUUUCUCGAAACAGAGGAGUUACUCUGUUGGCCAGACCAGGCAAUAGUCUCGUAACAGCUAUUCGAAACCAGCACCAUCACGAGGCAUUACCUCUGGCUUACAAUGACAAGAUUGUUGCAUUUCUGCGCCAACCCAACAUUUUUGAGAUGCUGCAGGAGCGUCAGCCCAGCUUGGCCAGAAACCAUGCACUCAGGGAGAAGAUACAUUACAUUCGGACAGAGGGUACACAUGGGCUUGAAAAGUUGUCAUGUGAUGCAGAUUUAGUAAUUCUGCUGAGCCUUUUUGAAGAGGAUAUCAUGUCCUACAUACCACUGCAGGCUGCCUUCCAUCCGGGUUACAGUUUUUCUCCUCGUUGCUCGCCCUGUUCAUCACCCCAAAACUCUCCGGGGCUGCAGCGAGCAAGUGCAAGAGCACCUUCUCCAUACAGGAGGGACUUUGAAGCCAAGCUGCGCAAUUUCUAUCGAAAACUUGAAGCCAAAGGGUAUGGGCAAGGUCCAGGGAAAAUUAAGUUAAUUAUACGGCGUGACCACUUGCUGGAAGGCACCUUCAACCAGGUAAUGGCGUAUUCACGCAAGGAGCUCCAGCGGAACAAACUCUACGUCACAUUUGUCGGCGAGGAAGGGUUGGACUACAGUGGCCCCUCCCGAGAAUUCUUUUUCCUUCUGUCUCAGGAGCUCUUCAAUCCCUAUUACGGGCUGUUUGAGUAUUCAGCCAACGACACUUACACUGUACAGAUCAGCCCCAUGUCUGCCUUCGUUGAAAAUCACCUGGAAUGGUUCAGGUUCAGUGGUCGUAUUCUUGGCCUUGCUCUCAUUCAUCAGUACCUUCUGGAUGCUUUCUUCACAAGGCCGUUCUACAAAGCACUGCUAAGGCUGCCGUGUGAUUUAAGCGACUUAGAGUACCUGGAUGAAGAGUUCCAUCAGAGCUUGCAGUGGAUGAAGGAUAACAAUAUCACAGAUAUCCUGGACCUAACCUUCACAGUGAACGAGGAGGUGUUUGGACAGGUGACAGAGAGAGAGUUGAAAUCUGGAGGGGCAAACACAGCGGUGACAGAAAAGAACAAAAAGGAGUACAUCGAGAGAAUGGUAAAGUGGCGAGUGGAACGAGGAGUGGUCCAGCAAACAGAGGCCCUGGUCCGUGGCUUCUACGAAGUUGUAGACUCCAGGCUUGUCUCUGUUUUUGACGCCAGAGAACUGGAGCUAGUUAUAGCUGGCACUGCAGAAAUAGAUCUCAAUGACUGGCGGAACAACACAGAAUAUCGUGGAGGCUACCAUGACGGACACAUAGUGAUACGGUGGUUCUGGGCAGCUGUGGAGAGGUUUAACAACGAGCAGAGGCUGCGACUGUUGCAGUUCGUCACGGGAACGUCGAGUGUGCCGUAUGAGGGUUUUGCCGCUCUCCGAGGGAGCAACGGCCUGCGGCGCUUCUGUAUAGAGAAAUGGGGGAAAAUAACCUCCCUCCCAAGGGCACACACAUGUUUCAACCGUUUGGAUCUUCCACCUUACCCCUCAUAUUCUAUGCUGUAUGAAAAGCUGCUGACAGCUGUUGAAGAAACUAGCACCUUUGGACUUGAAUGAGGGGGUUCAGGCACUUCUGGUGUUUUUAUGGCUGAUGAUGUCACCUUUCCUGUCCACCAUCCUUUGAUCUUGGUUUCCCAUGUUUUUAUUUUUGAAAACAAAACAAAAAUCAAGAUUAACAAAAGCCGUGCAUGAAGAACUGCCACCCUCUACGAUCUAACCUUCAUGCUUUCAUCCUCUGUUUCCAAUGGACUGCUAGUCUGUAUGCAAUAGAAAAACAACUGUCUCAAGGUUUCUGUAUAUCUCUACAUACCUCCAUUAAUAACAAUGAAAAUACAAAUGCAAGUUACACUACACUUGACCAAAUGUUAAUAAAUGUUUACUUCCACCUACGUUGAUUAAAAAAUAAAAA